This is a messenger RNA of Telopea speciosissima, 1712 nucleotides long. Its product is annotated as UBP1-associated protein 2C-like. The transcript is spliced from 2 exons. Gene Ontology annotation, molecular function: RNA binding. The record is from RefSeq and is a predicted model, not a curated record. NCBI's taxonomy places the organism in Eukaryota, Viridiplantae, Streptophyta, Magnoliopsida, Proteales, Proteaceae. The coding region runs from base 91 to 1398 and encodes 435 amino acids.
UCGAUUUUAGGGUUUUUAGGGUUAGGGUUUUCCAUAUCUUUUAGGUAGUCGCCGAAAAUUCUUCCCCUUCACAACCCUAUCAUUGAAUCCAUGGAUCCUGCUACCAAGAAGAGGAAGGCCGACGAGAAUGGCGACGCUGCUUUAGGUUCGAAGUUAACAUCAGAGGACACUCGCAAGAUUAUCGAACCCUUCACUCAAGAGCAAUUUCUCGAUAUCCUACAAGAUGCCGCCGCCUGUCACUUAGACGUUCUCGAUGCCAUCCGUGCCAUUGCCGAUCGCGAUCCAGCGCAGCGCAAGCUGUUCAUCCGCGGUCUCGGUUGGGACACAACCACCGAAGGCCUGCGCACUCUGUUCUCACAAUACGGUGAUCUUGAAGAAGCCGUGGUCAUCCUCGACAAGGCUACAGGGAAGAGCAAAGGUUAUGGCUUUGUCACUUUCAAGCACAUCGACGGUGCUAUGCUCGCCUUGAAGGAGCCCAGUAAGAAGAUCGACGGUCGGAUGACUGUCACUCAGCUCGCCGCCCCAGGGACUUCGGGCCCCACUGCAAAUCAGCCACCGGCGGUUGAUGUGUCAAUGCGUAAGAUUUAUGUUGGGAAUGUUCCUCCAGAUAUGCCUGCGGAUCGCUUGCUUGCUCACUUCUCGUCUUAUGGUGAGAUAGAGGAGGGACCAUUAGGGUUCGAUAAGCAGACCGGAAAGUCAAGAGGGUUUGCCUUAUUCGUCUACAAAACUGCUGAGGCCGCAAAGGCUUCUCUUGUUGAUGCCACCAAGAACAUUGAUGGGCAUCAGUUGCUCUGCAAAUUGGCGAUUGAAGGAAAGAAGGCGAAGCCUGGCCAACCUGGAGUAGCUGUUGCAGGAGUUCAACCCCCCACUGGUGUCCCCGGAGAAAUUGCCGGCGAUGGACUUGGCUUGCCACCACCGUCUUCCAUGCCGAGCACUCUUUCUUCUCAUUACGGUGGUCAUCCUUCUGGGUUGUCUGCCUAUGGCGGUUUCUCCGGUGCUCAUCAGGGCCAACCACCAUUGGGUGGCCAUCACCACCAUAAUCUGAACUCGCCAUUGCAGUCGUCUAUUGGUGCUCCUGGCCUGUCUGUUGGGACUCAGGUUCCAUCUUCGUUAGGUGCCACAGGUGGCUAUGGUGCAGGCUUGAGUGGUGGUCCAUACGGCGCUUCACAGUAUGGUGGACCUACUUCCGGUGGUUAUGGUGGUUUGGGUGGUAGCGGAUCGUCUUUAUAUCGUUUGCCGCCAACUUCGGUUGGAAUGCCUUCUGGGAAUUAUCCAGACAGUGGGCACUAUGGUUUGACAUCUGCGUAUCCAAGCCAGCAUAACCUGCCUACAGGGACAUCGCCGGUGCCUAGGGUACCACCUGGUGGGUUGUAUCAGAGCAUGCCUCCUUAUUACUGAGGUAUUUGACAGCUUCUUGGGCGCACAUGCUUUAAAUGGUUAUUGGUGAAUGCAGACAAAUGUAAACUCUGGUUUGAUGAAAUGGUUGGCUGUACUGUUGUCGCCGCUUCUCCUCUUCUGUGCCCCUUUAAGAUGUGGUUUGUUUUUCUGUGGCUGGUAGUCAAUGUUGACAGAGCUAGGUUAGUUUUAGUAUUCAGAAAAUUCUCUACCUAGUGUAGGAGCCAUAUGCUACAUUGCUUUUAAUGUAUUUGAACAGAAAAAGGCUUCUCGGUUCCUUUUGAUGGAUAAAAAUAUUAUUUACAUAAUUUUCUUCA